Molecule: messenger RNA, 1110 nt
Organism: Cataglyphis hispanica
Lineage: Eukaryota; Metazoa; Arthropoda; Insecta; Hymenoptera; Formicidae
Exons: 2
Coding region: 164-826 (220 amino acids)
Source: RefSeq, a predicted model, not a curated record
UGGCGAGAUAACCUAAUUUUUGACCAGUUUUAAUUAAACGUGUCGAUGAUACACGUUCUACUCUACGUGUGGUAUGAUUUUAUUGAAAUCUUGUUAAAAAAAAAAUAUUAUAAUAUUGUUGAGAAAUAUUUAACUUAUACGAAUAAUUUUGGACUAUACAAGAAUGGCCUGUAUUUUGAACAAAGCCCCCAUUUUGUGCCGAACUACUUUUUACAGGAACAUAAUUUUUGGAUCUGUAACUAAAGUCACAAGAAAUUAUCAUCAGCAUUACACUAAUAGGACAAAUAUCAUUGCAGAACGGAACUUUAGACUUAAGGACAAUAUAAGCAGUGAUUACAAAAUCAUAUAUAGAGAGCAAAGAAUUAUCAAUAUAAUUACUACUAUUGCAUUUUAUGGUGGAUGCGUAGGUGUUAUUUUUAGUGUGUGUCUUGCAGGAUAUAUAAUUUAUGUAAAUCCACCAGUGGAAGAAGAAGUGAAAACAACAUUUAGCAAUGGUGGUAUGAUAAAGCCUCUAAGUAAACUUGGUAGGGUAGGCAUAAUACUCUUUACUUUUGCCAUAUCUAUCUCACUUAUAUUAUGUAGUAGAAUGAUUCCAUUUAGAAUUUAUCAUAACCCUGUAGAGAAAUUAUACAAAGCAGUGUUCGUGCCUUCGAUAUUGGGUAAAAAACAAAUAGUAACAUUCGGCGAAGGCACUGCUGUGCCGAAAUUUAAGCGUAAACAUACAGGGGAUGUAUUAUUUAAUAUUAAUGGUCGUACUGUUUUACUCGAUAAAGAAUGUUUUCCAGUACCAUAUGUGCGUGAACGAAUGAUCUGCAAAACUGUAUAGAAUUGUUCAUGUAUUAUAUUUAAUUGCUAUUUAUAUUGUAUCUUGGUUUCUUCUAUCUAUUGCACAGAAAUGUUCCUAAUAUAUUAUCCGUUUAUUCUAUACAUUAGGUAUUGUUAUAAACAGUUAAAAGUUAACUUUAACUAAUAUAUAAAUAAUCAUAUACUAAUUACACAUAUUCUUCAUAAAAUAUAUAUAAAAUUAAAAUCGAAUUUUUUUUCUCAAUUUUUUAAAUUCUUUAAAUUCGUUUUGUGUAUUGUAAAUAUUGUAUUUCCUAAUUCUUCCAC